AUGAUCACUGCUAGUAUGCCUCGAACACUUGGGUACAUGGCACCAGAGUAUGGAUCCUUUGGGAAGGCAUCCCGCAAGAGCGAUGUGUUCAGCUUUGGAAUCAUGCUUCUUGAAGUAUUCACCGGAAAGAGACCCACCGAUCCCAUGUUCAUAGGAGAUCUAAGUAUCAGGCAGUGGGUUUAUCAAGCAUUCCCAUCACAGAUUGACCAUGUUCUGGACGAUAAGCUCCUGCAAGGUCCUUCCUCUGCUGACUGCAUUCUGAAGCCCUUCCUGCCACGAAUAUUUGAGUUGGGUUUGCUCUGCUCAAGUGAUGCACCUCACCAAAGAUUAUCGAUGAGCGAUGUUGUAGUGGCACUCAAGAAAGUAAAGAAGGAUUACACCAAAUCGACGUCAGCGACAAGGCCUGAAGCUGCCCAGUGA
Messenger RNA from Miscanthus lutarioriparius, 420 nucleotides. The record is from the annotation of a GenBank genome assembly. Lineage: Eukaryota; Viridiplantae; Streptophyta; Magnoliopsida; Poales; Poaceae.